AUGAAAGUAUCUGGAUCGCUCUUCAGGACAAACGCGAUUCCCAUCUCCAAACCUGUGCGAUUGGUGCCAAGUUUCAAUUACUUUGCCCCAAGCCCAACAUGGCCAAUCACACUGGAGAGAAAUAAUAGCGUACAAUUAGAAGCACAAUCAUCGCUCUCUCUUUCUAAGGGGCCAAGUAUCUUCAAAAGGUCUCAAUUCUUGUACAUUCAGAGCAAGGAUGGUGCGGACAAAGAGAUAGAUCCUCGAAAGCAACAACAAAACGCAAACUUGGGCUCUACGAUUGAUACGCUCAAGGAGCUCAUCCCUCAGAUUGCUUCCAAAUCAUUGCCAAAGCAACUUGUCUCUCCUGAAGUAUUACUUAGGGUCUGCCCCACACAUUUCGAGGAAUUUAAUGCUUAUUUACCAGCUAUCAAGGGCCAUGUUCCCUACUACACCAGCUGUAAGGUUUUACAAUUCCUUUUAACUUCCAUAGUGUUAACUCCUAAUGUGCAGCUCCACAUACAGUCCAUUCGAGCUACUACGGUGAAUGACAGGAUAUUCCCUUACUAUUCAGUUUAUCCGGACUCCACCAAGAUCAAGGUUCGUUGGACGACCUCCACAGAAAGAAUCCAUAACAUUAACGACGACACUACCUUGUUAAAAGGUUGGUCAAAGGUUGCAACUACAAAGUUUCUAGAUAAGCACAAUAUAACCAGCGAUGAUAUUAAGAAAUCUUCCAAAUCUGGGGGUAUUUCGUCUACGCUUGCUGAGUUGACCUCAAGUAUCAAGAACUUGGCAAACGAUAAGAAGAAUAACUUAGAAAGAGUUAUUUCUGGGAUAUUUAUCUUCGAAUUAAACGAAGACAACGAUAAGAUCAUCGUGCACACCAUUGAAGACAUUGAUAUACUUGAGAAGACUGAAACUCAAGAGAAUCUUGAUGGUGGUUUAAGGGUUUGUUAA
Messenger RNA from Dujonia railenensis, 939 nucleotides. The record is from the annotation of a GenBank genome assembly. NCBI's taxonomy places the organism in Eukaryota, Fungi, Ascomycota, Pichiomycetes, Serinales, Debaryomycetaceae.